Molecule: messenger RNA, 1542 nt
Organism: Sesamum indicum (sesame)
Lineage: Eukaryota; Viridiplantae; Streptophyta; Magnoliopsida; Lamiales; Pedaliaceae
Product: 26S proteasome non-ATPase regulatory subunit 7 homolog A
Biological process (GO): proteasome-mediated ubiquitin-dependent protein catabolic process
Cellular component (GO): proteasome complex; proteasome regulatory particle
Molecular function (GO): protein binding; metallopeptidase activity
Source: RefSeq, a predicted model, not a curated record
UCUAAUUGCUGAAAUUGAAGUUCAAAAAGAUAUAUAAACAGAAAAAUACCAAAUAUCAGAAUUUAAUUUCCCUUUCCGCCCAAGAAAUUGAAACUAAAAUCCCCGAAAACCCCAGAAAGGAAUAAGAAAACGAGAGGAAAACACAAGAAUUGGAAGGAAAAUGGACGUGAUAAAGUCGCAGCAGAUAUCCUCGCGGCCGAUCGAGAAGGUGGUGGUGCACCCGCUUGUACUGCUGAGCAUCGUCGACCACUAUAAUCGGGUGGCGCGUGACACCAGAAAGCGCGUCGUGGGUGUGCUUCUGGGAACUUCCUUUAAGGGUACCGUUGACGUUACCAACAGCUAUGCUGUGCCUUUUGAAGAAGAUGAUAAGGAUCCAAGUAUCUGGUUUCUCGAUCAUAACUACCACGAAGCGAUGUUCUCCAUGUUCAGAAGAAUAAAUGCGAAGGAGCAUGUCGUGGGGUGGUAUAGCACUGGUCCAAAACUGAGGGAGAACGACCUAAAUAUUCAUGGACUUUUCAAUGAUUAUGUUCCAACUCCGGUGCUGGUCAUUAUUGAUGUCCAGCCAAAAGAGCUUGGUAUACCCACGAAAGCAUAUUACGCUGUUGAGGAGGUUAAAGAGAAUGCAACUCAGAAAAGCCAGAAAGUAUUUGUGCAUGUUCCUUCAGAAAUUGCUGCUCAUGAAGUUGAAGAAAUAGGAGUUGAACACUUGCUAAGGGAUGUGAAGGACACGACUGUCAGCACCCUUGCAACGGAGGUGACUGGAAAACUGGCUGCUUUGAAAGGAUUGGAUGCACGACUAAAAGAGAUUAGGAGUUAUCUUGACCUGGUUAUUGAUGGGAAGCUCCCCUUAAAUCAUGAAAUCCUCUACCAUCUCCAGGAUGUGUUCAACCUACUCCCAAACUUGAAUGUAUCCGAACUUGUUAAAGCUUUUGCAGUGAAAACAAAUGAUAUGAUGUUGGUCAUAUAUCUGUCAUCCCUCAUUAGAAGUGUGAUUGCUCUCCAUAAUUUGAUCAAUAAUAAGAUGCUUAACAAAGAACAUGAGAAGGCAGAAGAUUCCAAGCCGGUUGCGGUGCCUACUGCUGCUGGUAGCUAAAGACGAAAAUUUUAUUGGAAAUGUUUGCUUCCAUGUGAUAUUCCAAUCUCAUGAUGGAAGGUGAUUUCGAACUCGGACUUUUGGCAAUGCUGGAAAGGAAGAUCGUCUGAUGCUGUGAUCAAGUCCUGACGCUCCUCAUUGAUUUCUUCCAAUAUUUCUUCCUUUGGAUAGCUCAACACUGGAAAAUCAUCGGCUAUCAAAACUUCAGCUGGGAUUCAUAUGGACCGUAUCACUUUUUCCAGCUGUACUUGAAUAGGAAUUACUUCUGUCUGAAUUAGAUAUGAAUUCUGGUUCAUGGAAAAGACGGGCUUCAACGAUAGACGGAAUGUUCUUGAUUAGAUUAUGUCUUCUUUCUCCUGUGAUUAAUGUACUCAAAAUUCGAUUGCAUCACUUCCUUUGUGAUCACUACUUCUUAACCCCCAAUCUAAAUUCCAUCAGUCUGCUCCCAA